AUGGACACUAAAUAUGGCGUCAAUAUCGUCGAAUCAAACGAUAUACACUCAUUCCAAAAGGAACAUAAUGAUGAACAGCCGGAGAACCUGAUUCCGGUGCUUAUGGCAAACACAGGACUUGGUGUUAAGCAGACAAUGCAGCUCAGCUAUCAUAUUUGUCGUUUGGAAGUAGAGGGCUUCUGCGCCAAUGCAGAUAGGCUCUGUGUGGGUGAGGAUGCCCAAGGACGCCGUAUUCGGGAAGUCUUCAUCAAUUGCUGUACGGACAUGUUCAUGGGACUCAUACAUUGGAGUUAUGUUAGCAAGCGCUGGAUCAAGCAAACGGACAUCAAUUCUGAUCAUACUAUUACAUUCCAGGUUGGAUCUACUUGGUGGUCCUCUUUUGAAGAAUUCCUGAGAAUGAUGUGGCUGAACUGCAGACAUGAAGAGCCCUCUGUUGAAAAGGUGACUGUCGACUGA
Molecule: messenger RNA, 456 nt
Organism: Aspergillus luchuensis
Lineage: Eukaryota; Fungi; Ascomycota; Eurotiomycetes; Eurotiales; Aspergillaceae
Exons: 3
Coding region: 1-456 (151 amino acids)
Source: RefSeq, a predicted model, not a curated record